CUGCUGCCGCCCCGGCAGACCCUGCGGCCCGUCACCGUCCGCAACCCCACCCGCUCCGGGCGACUCAAGGAGUACUUCGUCUUUCGGCCAGGAACAAUAGAACAGGCUGUCAAUGAGAUACGAGCGGUUGUGAUGCCCGCCGAAGACGGAGAAGUACAAAGUGUGUGGCUGCUGACUGAAAUUGACCACUGGAACAACGAGAAGGAGCGCUUGGUCCUGAUUACGGAUUGGUCCUUAUUGAUCUGUAAAUACGAUUUCAUCAGCCUGCAGUGCCAGCAGGUGACCAGAAUAUCGCUGAAUGCUGUCGACACCAUUUCAGUGGGGGAAUUUGAGUUUCCUCCGAAAUCUUUGAACAAGCGAGAGGGCAUAGGAAUCAGAAUCCAGUGGGAUAAGCAGAGCCGUGCCUCCUUCAUCAACCGAUGGAACCCAUGGUCCACAAACGUGCCGUUCGCUACCUUCACGGAACAUCCCAUGGCUGGGGCCGAUGAGAAGAUUGCGUCUCUCUGCCAACUGGAGAACUUCAAAACUCAGCUGAUCCAAGCGGUGAAGAAGGCGCACAAAGAGUGCCCUCUGCCGGGAAGGGCCAACGGAGUCCUACUCCUGGAACGACCUCUCCUGAUAGAGACCUACGUGGGGCUGAUGUCCUUCAUCAACAACGAGGCCAAGCUGGGAUACUCGAUGACGAGAGGCAAAAUCGGGUUUUGAAAUGAGCCGCCAGAACCACGGCCGGCUCCCACCAAAGAACGGAGCCCUUUGCUAACAAAUCCCUCAAGGGAAGAGACGUCAGGAGGAGAAAGAGGAAAGCCUGCAGAAAACCUUUUGUCUCCUCUGGUCCCAAGAGAGGACUUCCAUGGGUUAGCACUGCCUUAUCAGUGGUAUCCCCAUCCUAUAAUAUUCUUGGUCAAGCUCUCUCCUCCUCUAAAGUGUUUUACCCAACAAAGCCAGUAUGUUCUGGAGCAUGCCUAUGGUUGUUACCCACCCCUGUAAACAUACUGCUGGUUGCUAACUUCGCGUCUGUACUGUUGAGUUCCUGUUAUGUCAGGAUAAAUGCUUCCUUUCUCCCUUUCUCUCGCGGUGAUUUAAGGGAAAGCUUGUCUCUUUCUGCAGCCUGUGAACUAUGUAACCAAAUGUGACUGUUUUGAUUGAAUCCAGAGUUAUUUCCCGCAAACUCAAGACAGUACACUUGGGUGGAAAUGAAGCGGAAUGAUUACAUUUGCUUUUUAGGAACCCUAUAAAGUUUAGAUGCAUCUAAGGAAGGCUCCGUGUUGAGGAACAAAAAAAAAAUUCUCACUGUGAACACACAUGCAACAGUGUCUUGCUUUCAUAUGAAUUUUUGCCACACAGGAUCAAGUUUUUGUAUCGAAAAAGGGAACUUUUGGUUAGCUUUAUACAUUUGGUUCUUUUUUUAAAAAAAAAAAUCUGAAUCAGGCUAAUAGCACCAAAGCAUCUACAUAAUCCAAAUGGGAAGAAGAGGUACUAUAAUUAGUUAUCACUUAAUUAAGAAUUACAUAAACACCCUCUCUUUUUCUCAGGCAUAUGUGGGAAAAUGGGACUCGUGGCUCUUUUAUGGCUGGAAUCCAAAGGGCUGCCUGUGAUUUAUAUAUGAGGAUAUUUCAGAAGCUCUGUCUGUCCGCUACUCAAGACAGUAAAGGGUUUUUUCCAGGGUAAAAGGGAGUUUUCUGCCAUUCCAUCAGUAGAGCGGCUAAGGUCUUAAGGAGAAGAAAAAAACCUUAUUACCCUAUCUACCCCAGUGUGCAUGCAUAGAUGUCUCCUCUUGACCAGUUCGGCCUUUCUACAGAUUCUUCUCGGGCUGUUAGCAAAUACAAAUAAUAAAAUAUUUCCUGAUGUCACUGUUUGGAAGCUGUUUUCUCUCUCCCUCUCUGAAAAUGUGUGUCAAAUGGUACGGUGCUGUAAUGCAACACUGAUAGCAUGUACUUCUAUUGGAUGGAUAUUAAGCUUAAUAAACUUGGUCAGUGUGAAUCUUCAA
This is a messenger RNA of Pogona vitticeps (central bearded dragon), 1987 nucleotides long. It is a transcript of the gene TPRG1L, whose product is annotated as tumor protein p63 regulated 1 like. NCBI's taxonomy places the organism in Eukaryota, Metazoa, Chordata, Lepidosauria, Squamata, Agamidae. Gene Ontology annotation, cellular component: cytoplasm; synaptic vesicle. The record is from RefSeq and is a predicted model, not a curated record.